CCAGGCCUGAGCCCCCCGUGGCCACAAUCGUGGAUCCGUACCCUGACCCGCUGAGCCUGGAGUCACCUGCACUGCUGCUCCUGCGGAGCGCAGUGCGGAGCCUGGGGCCACCGCAGCAGGACGUGGAGACCAUGACACGGGAGCAGGCCCUGCUCUACCUCUUUGUGCUCCAUGACCACGACCAGAGCAGGCGCCUGGAUGGGCUGGAGCUGCUGCAGUUACUUGGCACGGUGCUGGCACAGGCUGGGGGGCAGCCAGACCCUGACACGGUGGCUGCCCUGGUGGACCAAGCCCUGGCAACGCAGGACCGGAAUGGGGAUGGGCUGCUGGACCCCUCUGAGCUGCUGGACCCCCCUGAGGUGCUCUUGCCUGGCCAGGAUCAGGGACCCCCAGGACAGCCCCCCCUCGAGCAGCAGGCAGGGGCUGGGGCUGGGCCUGGGGGGAGCGCAGCGAUGCCCAGGCAGGACCUGGAGUUGAGAAGCCCAGGACAGGCAGCCACUGAGGCUGGAGAUCCCAAGGUGGAAUCCCUCAGCGUGGAAUCUCCCAGUGCUGAGGCCUUGGAGGCAGAAGUCAUCCCUGAGGCCAAAGCCCCCAGUACUGAUGCCACAGAGGAAGAGGAAGCCCCUGAGGAUGAAGCCCCUGAGGAGCAGGCAGCCCCAGCCUGGAGGGACCAUGGGGAGGGGUAGGCAGUGGGGACUGUGGGAUGCAAUGCCCUGACUGCUCCCCGCCCUCCUCAGGCCAGAGUGGCAGGGGGAUGCCCCAUGGCCAGGCUGCUGGGCCCAAGGAGGGCUGGGUUCAUGUGCUCCCCUCUGUCAUGCAUCGGAUGAGAAAUAGAGGCACUGCUGGUGA
Molecule: messenger RNA, 849 nt
Organism: Cyanistes caeruleus (blue tit)
Lineage: Eukaryota; Metazoa; Chordata; Aves; Passeriformes; Paridae
Source: RefSeq, a predicted model, not a curated record